AUGACAAUCGCAAUACCGCUUAUCAAGGGGUUUGUCGCCCUGGCUCACCUCGCUGCCCCUAUCUCUGCCAGCUAUGCCUUCUAUGUAGGCAAGGAUCUUCCGCUGAUGGCGGCAUGGUUCCCCCCUCCAUCGACCAACGGCGGCAUCAACGAGAAGGGUGUUGAGGUAAGGGACAUCUGGGCCAGCAACGAUGACGAGCUGGUUAAGAUGACCCCGACACCACAACAUGGCGUGCAGUACAGCAACCUGGCACGUCUGGUAAUGGAGAGAGCUAGUACUGCCCGGGAAGGCGUUGAGCUGUUCGGAAAUCUGAUCAAGGAGCGUGGAUAUGCUACUUACGGAGGCAACUCGCACCUCAUUGCCGACUGUAACAAGGGGUGGGUUGUUGCAUUGAAGAUUUUCCCGUCAACUUUGCCAACCGUGAUGACUGUAUGGGUUCUGAAACUAUCAUUUCAUUUGCCAUUGAAUAAGGUUGGUGGGAUCCUGGUGGCGACAGACCCUUCAAUAUCUUCAACGUCUAUGACGUCCAGGGGCCCGAUUACUCGGCCCGCAACGGCGGGUUUAAGUACAUCUCCCAAGCGCAGCUGGAGAAUACAACUCUCGCUAUGGUCCCUGUUAGCGAACAAGAUCCAAUCGAGCGUGUUCGCGGAUGACCAAGCUAGUUAUGGACAAGUCUUGAGCUUAAAACAGGGCGUCCACCCGGACCUAUUGCGGAUCUGGAUCGCUCCAACAGCCUCAGUGGCUGCACCUCAUGUCCCUUACUGGCUUCGGGUUAAUUCCAUCCUUCCCGAGUUUGGUCAACACCACGACGGCGCAUCGAGUACUUUCCUGAACCCGGACUUUAUGUUGCAGCAGGCAUCUCAGUUCGCGGGCCGGUUGUUUAAACGAGUUUUAUACUACAUGUGCUCUAAUCCGAAAGGUUUCCUGCCAAUCGAUAGAUAUGUUGACGGCAUUCGAGGAGUAGUCACGGAGCGACAUUGGCUGGGUCGAACAGAGCGAAAAGACGAUGAUUGAGCAGGCCAGCCCCAAAACGGCCAGUAGUUGGCUUUGACCCUGAUGUGCCGGCCAGCAAGCAACAGCAACCAUUGAGGCGAAGAGAGUUAUAGGAAGAGUCUGUUGCUCCACGGGUUUAUAUGUAUAGCAAACAUACAUUAAAGUAGAAUUGAGUGAAAGAAUAGCCUAGUAAUAUAUCCUUUUUACGGUCAGGCCAUCACAAUAUUCGAGAUUAAGAUGUAAUCUCAAGAUAUAGUGAUAUUUAACAUCGAUCUGGAUAUACCUUAGGCUUAUAAGUUAGAAGAUAGUUGCCGUCUCGCAAUCAAAAAACGUCUAAUAAUACACU
This is a messenger RNA of Blastomyces dermatitidis ER-3, 1339 nucleotides long. RefSeq names its product peptidase U34. Gene Ontology annotation, molecular function: cysteine-type exopeptidase activity; dipeptidase activity. The record is from RefSeq and is a predicted model, not a curated record. Bases 1 to 1014 code for a protein of 337 amino acids. Lineage: Eukaryota; Fungi; Ascomycota; Eurotiomycetes; Onygenales; Ajellomycetaceae. The transcript is spliced from 3 exons. Gene Ontology annotation, biological process: proteolysis.